Molecule: messenger RNA, 1155 nt
Organism: Alternaria atra
Lineage: Eukaryota; Fungi; Ascomycota; Dothideomycetes; Pleosporales; Pleosporaceae
Exons: 4
Coding region: 1-1155 (384 amino acids)
Source: RefSeq, a predicted model, not a curated record
AUGGAGGCAAAAACGCGUAAAGUCAUAGCCGGGUCCUUUAUUGAAAGUCUUUUGGAUGAGAAAACACUCAGCAUAACUCGUAUGGACCCGGUAGAAAUCGUCGAAAGUACAGGAAAUGGAUCGAUGUCUGCAUACGAUGUCGUUGAAGCAUUUUCCAAGAGAGCCGCUUAUGGACAUCAAAUGAGCCUCAACCUCCUUGAGGUGGGCUUUAGUGUAGUUCUUGAACGAGCUCGAGAGCUUGAUAGUUAUUACCAGAAACAUGGUAGGCCUGUCGGCCCUCUGCAUGGUCUACCUAUUACCCUCAAAGACCACUUUGAUAGAGGUACUGGCAAAGAGCGCGUCUUCCAAAGCGAGCUGAUCGAGGAAUUAGUCAGCUUAGGUGCAGUCGUCAUUGGCAAGUCAUCGCUUGUGACUACAAAGUGGGCUCCGUCGGGAUGCCGGCAGCGUUCAACGGAGUUUUACAGUCACAAGCCGUCAUCAGGGCGUCUAUCUCUCAAAGACGCUCCCGCUUCUGGCAAGGCGAAUAUGGUGAUACCUGGCGCCAUCGGUAUACUUGGUCCCUCCGUUGCGUCUCUGAAGUUGAUGUUCAAGUCGCUGCAAUCGACAGAGCCAUGGAAGCGCGACCCUUUUGUACUGCCCAUCGAAUAUCGAGAAUAUCGUGAGUACAAUCCCGAAAACGACCCGCUUCCCGUAUUUGAAAUCAUGAAAGAUGACGGGAUCGUCAGACCCCAUCCACCUAUCGCUCGAGCUAUGGAUAUCGUUGAAAAAGCCAUAUUGAAGGCAGGAUAUGGAACAUCGGCUUGGGAUCCACCAUCUCACGCCGAGACCAUCAAGUUGCAUGGGCCGAUUGCGCGCGGUGAUGGAAUUCCUGAUGCAUGGAGGAACAUACAACUCUCCGGAGAAGCUAUCGUACCUCAACUCUUAGGCAAUGUAUUCCCUGGCGGAAAACUACAACCACCCAUGAAUUUAAUAGACUGGGAGGAUCGCGUGCUGCAUAUGCAGGACUAUCGUACCAGAUACCAGGCAUAUUGGGAAUCGACAUCGAACGCAACUUCCGAUGGACGUCCGGUUGAAGCAUUCGUCGUUCCUAUAGCUGCUACAGCCGCCUUCAUCCCCAGGAACUUCUACCGUUCCGGUAAGAAGAACAAUGCCUGA